Molecule: messenger RNA, 936 nt
Organism: Anopheles nili
Lineage: Eukaryota; Metazoa; Arthropoda; Insecta; Diptera; Culicidae
Gene: EMC3
Product: ER membrane protein complex subunit 3
Exons: 2
Coding region: 50-820 (256 amino acids)
Biological process (GO): protein folding in endoplasmic reticulum
Cellular component (GO): EMC complex; membrane
Source: RefSeq, a predicted model, not a curated record
GUGCGAUCAUAAAACGCGUUUUCUUUGAGAAAGAGUACUCGGGUGAAGAAUGGCCGAAUUAUUGAUCGAUCCUAAUAUACGAGGAUGGGUGUUUCUUCCUAUCGUUGUAAUUACAUUUCUUGUGGGAAUCAUACGGCACUAUUUUUCCAUUCUAAUUUCUUCUCAAAAGAAAGUUGAACUUACCCAGAUUCAGGACAGUCAAGCAAUGAUACGAGCGAGAUUACUACGAGAGAACGGCAAAUAUCUCUCCCACCAAUCGUUUGCAAUGCGUAGGCAUUAUUUUAACAAUGAGGACACUGGAUAUUUCAAGACUCAGAAACGAGCUCCGCCUAGCCCGAAUUCCACUGCUAUGCUGUCUGACUUGGUGAAAGGCAAUUUUAUCAAUGUGCUGCCAAUGAUCGUAAUAGGAGGAUGGAUCAACUGGAUGUUUUCUGGGUUCGUCACAACGAAGGUUCCCUUUCCUUUGACGCUCCGCUUUAAACCAAUGCUGCAAAGAGGAAUUGAAUUGGCCUCACUCGAUGCUGCCUGGGUAUCAUCGGCAUCAUGGUACUUCCUAAAUGUGUUCGGUCUCCGGAGUAUCUACACGUUGGUACUGGGUGAAAACAAUGCUGCCGACCAAACACAGUCGAUGCAAGAUCAAAUGUCCGGCGCUGCAGUGGCCAUGCCGCAAGAUCCGAAGGCAGCGUUCAAGGCAGAGUGGGAAGCAUUACAAAUUACGGAGUAUCAAAAUGCGCUUGCUAAUGUUGAAAAUGAAAUACGAACGGUCAACAGUCCAUUGACUGGUGACAAAAUAGGUAUCAGUAAUACACAAAGCGAUUGAUAAAUCGUAUUCUUCAUAGGUUCGUGGCCGCCAUUCGUAAAUAAAUGAAUUUUAGUAAUACUAGGUUAUACGGCCCGGUUACCUUUCUUGUCAAUUUUAUGUAUAAGCUUAGUACG